AUGAUGGGAUGGUUAGGGUUAGUGAUUGCUGUUGAAUGGUGUGUGGGAAUACCUGAUAUUAUGAGUGGGCAGAUGUAUUCGAUUCCACCACUGAUGGGAGAUCCAGGGAUGUUUGGACCGCCACAGAUGGGGGGCGGCAAAGCAGGGCAGGUGUUGACGUUUGGGCCUGAUCCAAGCAGUGGGUUGAUGGCGCCUGUGGCGUUUCAGCCGCCUGGAAACAUACAGUAUGCAAGCACCUGUGAGUAUUUGAACAACCAGAAUGAGCAGUUCAAGAAAUGCAUGGAGAGCCAAAUCAAAGACUUUAAGGCUGUGAUUGAAAAUUGCAGGAAAAUGCUUGGAGAGAAUGCGAAGGAAUGCUGUGUGGACGAUGGCUGUCUUAAUGUCAUAAACAGGAAUCUUAAUGAAUGCAGCAACUGUGAAGAUUCUAAGGCAUGCAGGGAUGAAAAGUGCCAGAAAAACAUUGCCGACUCGAUUGUGAACAACAUGAACACCGAGCAGUUCAAGAUGCUGUUGUCUGAUGUAUUGAAGUCAAGCUUGAAAAAAAUAGGAAAUAAACUUUCGGGAUUGACUUCAUGCGCUAGAGACAAGUGUGAGAGAGAUGUGCUUAAUCGGCCGUCCAGUACAGUAUCCAGUACAGGGCCUGGCACAAGAAAUCAGCAUGUAUAUGCUGAUGAAUACGAUGGAGUAAGGGUAGAGAGCUUUUCUGAUAACGUGCCAGCAAAAGGCGUAAUGCUGGUUCCUGUAGAAAAAGCGAAAUAUGAUAAGAUGUUUGGAAUGCUAGAUGAUGAUGUCCGACGAGUAACAGGUAGCAGCAAACCGAAUCAAAGAGCUAUGAGUAUGAGCGAUCAAAAUCGCACAGACUUCGUAAGGGACUCCGACUAUAUAAGAAGAGACAUGCAAUCAAGAAAUGCAUAUGACUGCAUUGGCGGUCGUAGCAAGGAAUGUGUGAGAAAGGAUGAUGGCGACUGGCAACAAUACAGCAAUAACACGCGAGACAGCUACAUAAGCGAUUGGAAUGAUGACAUGCAAUACACGCAUACAAAUCGUCCAAGACCACAUUCAGACCAUGCAAAGACGCAGAGGCGUCCGGAGUUCGUGAAUGAAUCUGUAUCCAGGACUGCACAACCUUAUAGAACAAAUACAUUUAGGAAGACAUCGCCUACUCACUCCAGAUGCACUAGGGAGAUGUGCAGUCGUGAUGAUAGGCAUGAUCUAUAUCCUGAGUGCACAGAUUACUGCGAACGAGCAAACAGGAGUAAUAAUAGUACAGCAGGGCGUACUACCAAGAGCAUAAAUAGAAGCAUAGAAGACCGAUCAGAUGUAUUAGCAAGUGAUUCUUGCCUGAGCGAUGACUACGAUUAA
Molecule: messenger RNA, 1362 nt
Organism: Ordospora pajunii
Lineage: Eukaryota; Fungi; Microsporidia; Ordosporidae
Exons: 1
Coding region: 1-1362 (453 amino acids)
Source: RefSeq, a predicted model, not a curated record